AAUAACCACGCUGCGGUAAACACGCGAAUUUGAAUGGAUAAACAAAAGUGAAAAGAAAACCGAAUAAAAAACGCUUAAUAUUAACGAAACAAAAAGCUGAUAGCGGUAAAGAAGUGGGGAACGGACGCAUGCGCACAUACCAAAACCAAUAAUAAAGUUAAAGUAAAACAAGUUUUCGAUCGGUACAAUUUCGCAUGAUACAAAAAAGUGAUGACGCAGAGCAGUAAAGCCAGUGUGUGAUGGCUGUAAUUUUUGUUGUUGUUUUUUCUUUUAGUGUAUCUGUGAUAGUGCAAUGAAAUUUCUUAAUAUCUGAAAGUGAUUCAUUAAAUUGUUUACCAAACGAAUGAAAACAUAAUAUUUUCUUUAAGAAAAAUAAUGAAAAAAUGCACUAAAACAAUAAAGAAAAACGAAAAAAUAAUUAUAAAUUUCAACUUUAAUUAAACCUUAUCAAAUAAAACAAAAUAAGAAAGAAAAAUAUACCACGUAGUCACAAAAAUACAUACACUAUUUUGUAGUGUAUCUAUAAAUAAUUUUCUUUAUUUAAUUAAUUUCUGUUAAAAUGACAUUGAAUACGUUGUAUUCAAUAAGCGGAAGUCGUCGCAGUAGUGUAAUUUUAAACAAUUUAACAAAUUUCAACUGGCAUUGUUUAUAUGUAAUUAUAAUUGUAUUAUAUUUACAAUCUCCUUCACCAACGAAGGCAGUAGUUGAUUAUGAUGACGAGGAGGGCCCAUACCAAGGAAAAUACUUAGGAAAAAUCAAUUCUUACCAUCAUCAGGUGUCUGGUGAUAUAUAUGCCGUAAAUGAAUUCACCUUCUUAGUGGUGGGCUUUAAUUAUGAUGGCAAUGGUGCUGAUACGUUCUUUUGGGCGGGAGCUUCCAAUCGACCGGGACCACAAGGUUUCAUCGUACCCGAUGAAUAUGGGAAAACCAACAUUUUGGAUCGUUAUCAUAACAAAGACUUUACCUUGUCACUGCCGGAUCGCAAGAAAAUAACCGAAAUAAAAUGGCUUUCAGUUUAUGAUUUAAAUAAUCAGAAUAAUUUCGGUGAUGUUUUUAUACCUGAGGAGUUUGAACCACCACGACCUCAAGGUGGUGGUACUUUUUCGAAACGUAGCCAUAAUGUUAGUAGUACGGCCAUUGAAAUUUUAGAUUCGAAAACUAUACAAAUUAUCGAUUUUACUUAUGAUGGCAAAGGAAAGAGAACAUUUUUCUGGGCUGGCGUAGGAGCGCAACCCUCAAGUCGCGGUAGCAAAAUACCAGAUGAAAGUGGAUACCUAGAUCCCAUACGCAAAUAUGAUAAGGAGACCAUAACAUUGGAAUUACCUGGAGACAAAACUGUCUUUGAUAUUGAUUGGAUCAGUAUUUAUGAUUUGGCUGAUAAUGAAAAUUAUGGUCAUGUUUUAAUAGCAGAUAAUUUAAAUGUACCUCCUUCUUUGGUAAAAAUAACACCAUAUGAAUUUUCUCUACCAAAUUGCCGACAAUUGCAUAAAAAUUUACAAGUAUCCUGGGAAGUAUUUGGUCCACAAAUUACCCUACAACUUUCCGGUCAAGUUGAAAAGAAUGAUUACAUGUCAUUUGGUCUAUCGGGUUCAGAUACUUCGUCACAAAUGAUUGGAGGUGAUGCGGUGGUCGCCUAUAUGGAUGAUAUUCGAGGUUAUUCGGUAGAUUAUAAUAUAACAUCAUUGGCUCCCUGUGUCCAAGUGCUGGGUCAGAACAAAGGUGUGUGUCGUGAUGAUGUAGUGGGUGGUUUAAAUGAUUUUCAAUUGAAUACCUAUAGUCGAAAAGAUGGUAUUAAUACGAUAACCUUUAGGAGAACCUUAAUAUCAUCCGAUCAUGGUGAUAAGGAAAUACGUUUAGACAAAAGCAAUUACAUUAUAUGGGCUUUAGGUCAAUUGGAUUCAAAUUAUGAACCUGCCUUCCACACAUACUAUCCCAAAAGUGACGUUUUGAUUGAUUUCAAUACAACGGAACCGGUCAACGACUGCUUUAGUUUUACCAAACGUACUGAUGCACCCAUACAUACCUGGGAGAAAGUAAAAAUAUUAGAUCCCACUGUCCGAACAUUUAACUCCUAUUUGGGUCCUUCUGGAGGAUUGAAAGGUUAUCAGGGUAUUACUGGUCAUGUCUCCAGUGGUUUAGCGUGGUAUAUAAAUGGAUAUAUGAUACCGGAAUUGUAUUUGAAAAGAGGUCUUACUUAUGCAUUUAGGGUAAGAGGUGGCAAUAAUCCCCAUUCACCCGACAAUUAUCACCCGCUCGUCAUAACUGACGAACCACGCGGUGGUUAUGAUCGUCUUAGCGAUGCAAAACAGAGUGAAAUUCGAGUUUUAGCUGGUGUCGAAUUUACCCGACGUGGCCGACCAAAGCCCACUGCGGCCGGACCUUUGUGCAUAUCACGUUAUCCCGCCGGCUAUGAUCGUCGUCUAGAUGAUAAUUUUCCCAGCUUUAAGAAAUUUAAUCGUUCUCUUGUCACCGAAUGUCCCUACGAAGAACCCGCCAUAUUGGAAAUUACACCGAAUAUAACAUGGCCCGAUAUUGUGUAUUACAAUAGUUUUACACACGCCAAUAUGGGCUGGAAGAUACACAUUAUUGACAGCUAUACUAAUGUGAGAAAUCAGGGCAACAGAAUGUUGAGGGAAAAUUGGAACUCUGUAGUUGGAGGAGUAUUAAUAGUAACAAUGAUUUAUUUUAGAUUUUGAAAAUGACUGAUGAUCUUAAAUACUUUUGUUUUUGUUGUAGUAGUUAUUUAAAAGAAAAGUAUAUGUAGUUUUUUCGUAAUAAUUUGCAGGUUUUUAUUUUCCAAAUUGUUUAAUAUUUUAUGAUACACAAUUAUUUUGGUUUUAUUUUUUUGUUCAAGAUAUUUUAAAUUCAAUAAAUAUAAAUACUUUUAAUAAUAUUUUCCUUUUUUUCUUUAUUAAAUAUGUAUGUAAGUUUAUGUACGUAUAUAUGUAUGUAUAUUAUUUCAUGCUUUUAAUUUCCUUGUAGAAGAGUUCCAAGAAUAAUUUAUAAUAAAUAUAUUGUAGUAUUGAAA
Molecule: messenger RNA, 3027 nt
Organism: Calliphora vicina (urban bluebottle blowfly)
Lineage: Eukaryota; Metazoa; Arthropoda; Insecta; Diptera; Calliphoridae
Gene: knk
Product: protein Skeletor knk
Exons: 9
Coding region: 560-2695 (711 amino acids)
Source: RefSeq, a predicted model, not a curated record